Sodiomyces alkalinus F11 is the source of this 2530-nucleotide messenger RNA. RefSeq names its product Flavocytochrome c. Gene Ontology annotation, molecular function: oxidoreductase activity; FMN binding. Lineage: Eukaryota; Fungi; Ascomycota; Sordariomycetes; Glomerellales; Plectosphaerellaceae. The record is from RefSeq and is a predicted model, not a curated record. The transcript has a single exon. Bases 334 to 2100 code for a protein of 588 amino acids.
AGGCCCCAGCUCAGAUCUGUAGGUUUAGCGAAGAGGGGGGGAAUGGAAAUGGUUGAGGGCGAUUGGUGUGUAAUGCACUGCUGUGACUAUAUUCCAUGAUCCAUCCUCUUCUGUCUGCCCAUUGCCGAGACGACAUCAUACGAUGGGCUGCGGAGGGAGGGAAUUAAACCGUAAAGCUGUCUUGACAAUUUGACGAUUGGCCUGGCGUCAUCAUGUCACAUGUGGGCGGGCUCACUACUUAGCAAUCUGACAACACCCCUCCCAACCUCCCAACCUCCUACUCUCAACCUCUCUCUCUCUCUCUAUUCCUCUCGUCAGCUCAUCCACUGUCCCAUGGUCAUGCUCAAUAGGAUCAGAGUCCGUCACCUCCUGCUCACCCUAACAAUUGCUCUCAUCGCCACCCUCAUUGCACGGUACAUGUCCUACAGUUCAAUCCUCCACGGCAACGCCCGACAGACCUUCUUUCGCUACCUGACCACCACAUUCCGGUCCAUAGUCACGACACCAACAAUCAUCAUGGCCACCUCACCAACCGAAGCAACCCGCCCCGUGAUCAUAGUCGGCUCAGGCCUCGCCGGCCUCGCAGCAGCCCACGAAGCCCUCCGAGCCGGCGCAGCCGUGGUGAUGCUCGAACAGGCCGCGAAACCGGGCGGGAACAGCAUCAAGGCCUCGUCCGGCAUCAACGGCGCCGGCACGCGAUUCCAAAAGGCCAGCGGCAUCACCAACGACUCCGCCGACCUGUUCCGCAGCGACACCAUCCGGUCCGCCGGAUCCCGGCUCCAGACCAGGAAAGAAGGCGGCAUCGACCGCGCAUCCCUCGUCCACGCGCUGGCCACCCACUCCGCCUCCGCCAUCCACUGGCUCGCCGACGAGAUCGACGUCGAGCUCCCCGUCGUCGCCGCCCUGGGAGGCCACUCCGUCGCGCGGACCCACCGCGGCGCGGGAAAGGUCCCACCCGGCGCCGCCAUCGUGUCCGGCCUCCUGCAGAAACUCGUCCGAUUCCCCGGUUUCGCGCUUCACACGUCGGCCCGGGUCGCGCAACUCCACGUCGACGACAAGGGGAACGUGCGCGGCGUGCGCUACGUGCGGAAAAGCGAAAACGGGCAGAACAAGCCGCCCGGGCCGCCGCGAGAGCGGGAACAAAAGGGAGAGCAGAUCGACGUCUAUGGCCCCGUCGUGUUCACCGCGGGCGGCUUCGCAGGCGACGCGCUCGGUCUGCUGGCGCGCUAUCGCCCGGACCUGGCAGGCCUGCCCUCGACAAACGAAGCCCGGCCCGGCCCGCACGGGCUAUUAACCAACACCCGUAGAUCCACCACCAGCGGCAGCAGCAGCAGCAGCGGCAUGGCGGGCGUAGGCGCGGAACUAGUCGACAUGGACAGCGUGCAAGUCCACCCCACGGGGUUCGUCGACCCCCGCGACGCAAACUCGCCCUACAAGAUCCUCGCGGCCGAGAUGCUCCGCGGCGAAGGCGGCAUCCUCCUCUCGCCGCAGGGCCGGAGGUUCGUUAACGAGCUGGAGAGGCGGGACGUCGUCAGCGAGGCCAUCAUGGCCCUGCCGCCUCCCGUCGACGACGAAGAAGAAGAAGAAAACGGUAAUCGGGACCCAAGACAGUGGGACGUGGCGCUGCUGCUGGACCCCGGCGCCAUGGACGCCACCGCCGCCCACCUCAGCUUCUACCUCUUCAAGGGCCUCGUGGAGAAAAAGAAAGUCAAGGACCUCGACCCCGCCGUCAUCGAGGCUGUGGAUCGGUACGCCGAAUCCGUGGCGUCCGGGCGAGGAGACGACGAGUUCGGUCGCCGCACCUUCGGCCGUUGGCGGUUGAUGCCGGGGGAGGCGAACCGCGAAGAGGAGGUCUGCAUCGGGAGGGUGACGCCCGUGGUGCAUUUCACCAUGGGCGGCGUCGCCUUUGACAACAAGGCCCGCGUCUUGCGGAGGGCCGGGGAGGAGGGUGGUGCUCUGGUCCCCGUUCCCGGACUUUGGGCGGCGGGGGAGAUCACCGGCGGGCUUCACGGCGAUAAUAGGCUCGGAGGCUCUUCGCUGCUCGAAUGUGUCGUCUUUGGACGGGUGGCCGGUCGUGAGGCUGCUGAGGCUGCCAAGUAGACUUGCGAGUCGCCCUAUGAGUAGACUGACUCAAUAUUUCAUCGUCUUUUUCAACCAGACACCUGGAGAGGGCCGGGCUGGCAGCGCUGCACGCUACUGAAGCUGAAUAAACCGACGUCUGGGAAAGCCAUUCUUCUCAAAUCCGGUUGCACGGGGGGGGGGCUGUUUUGAUCUACCCUCGAGGCCCAGCAUGGCAAGUCCUCGUCUAUCCAGGUUCCGGCCAAAGAAAACCCUUUAGCCUCACUUCCAUGCUGGUUUCCUUCUCCCAAUCCAUAACCUCGUAUCAGACACCGAGCAAUAGUCUUUCAGAUGUUCGGCAUGUGUAUCCUCCGUGACGGCCCCGUGUCUCAACAACAAAUUUCGAACUCCCUCGCCGACCCCAUCAUCCCUUCGUUGUCCAUCCAUCCGUCCAUCCAUGCAUCAGACCAAA